AUGAAGCAGAAGGUGACACCAGAGAAUAUCAAAGGCGUACUUCUUGGUGAUCCAACAUUCAAAACAGAAGUUCUGCAUACUACCGAAAACGAUUAUGUUACGUUUUACUAUAGUGGAUUGGGAGGUAAAGCAGUGAUCAGAUUUGGCAGCUACUAUCCGGACGACCAGUAUUUUGAUGGUGAACCAGAUCCAGCAUACGUACGUUUAUAA
Gongylonema pulchrum is the source of this 210-nucleotide messenger RNA. Lineage: Eukaryota; Metazoa; Nematoda; Chromadorea; Rhabditida; Gongylonematidae. The record is from the annotation of a GenBank genome assembly.